CUUUGUCCAUUUUAUAUGCCUCGCCACAUGCCUGUUUAUUCGUCAGAGAGAGUUGACUCUCAAUCAUCUAAUGGAAUAUAUCACAACUCAUUGUUGGAGGAGAGAUCCUUGAAGCAUGGAAAUUCUAGAAAUUUGAAUGUUACGGGAUCGGUUGCUCAAUGUAGUCCACUACAACAUUACAAAUCUAAAUCUUUUUAUGAGAACAAGUUGGAUGAUGUGGAUGAUUUUAGGGUUCCUACAUUCAAUCUAUCAGAAGCUGCUCUAUGCUCCAAGAAGGAUACACCUAUUCGACACUUAAUUCUUCAAUUCAAUGCUCAACAGAAGAUUCCCUAUUCUACACUUAAAUUCUUCAAUUCAAUGCUCAACUUCUCAUCGCAAGCCCUUUGAACAAACAGAUACUGCUAAUAAGAAAUCAAGAAAUUUUGGUGAAUCUGAGAAGAUGAAACAAUCUGAAGAAAGCUUAGUAAUUGCACUACCCAGAGAAAGGUCUCCAACCGCUAGAGUUCCUGAGCUACCAAUCGUCUCCAAAGUUUUAGACAGUGCUAUUCUUAGAGAUGUUGAGAAAUCACCCUGUGGAGAUACAGGAUCAUGCAGAGAACCUUACGGAAAUGAUGAUCUAAGUGGACCUAGGACUUCAAAUGUAGAAAAUGGAGAUGCUUCACAGAAGAGACACAGAACUCCAAAUGAUGUAGACAAUUGUAAUCUAGAAAACAGUGUAAAGGAAAAUGGGUCACUGGGGGUUGGAGAUGCAGAAAGAAAGGAUGAAACUUCUGAGGCCUCGAUGGAUGAUUCUUUAUCUGGCUUGGAGAUAUCUCUGGAUGAUGUUGUUGGUAUAGUUGGCCCGAAGCAUUUUUGGAAAGCCAGAAGAGCUAUCGUCAAUCAACAGAGGGUUUUUGCAAUACAAGUGUUUGAACUGCAUAGACUAAUAAAGGUUCAGAAGUCGAUAGCUGGAUCACCUUAUCUUCUCCUUGAAGGCAAUCCAUAUUUGUGCAGAUCUCCAGCGAAAAUCCCCUCGAAGAUUCCACUGCUCGAUUGUAAGAAUUCUCAAUGAGACGAAGAAAAACAGAAAGAUGAUCGCCAGAAAUCAGACCAGAAGGAACGACCAACCGAGAACAUCGCCAGAAACCCACCUCUUCCUACUUGUGAGGAGGGAGCUGAUGGAGGGCCUCACUCUGAGUAUCUACCAUCAGUUUCCGCAGCCCCAGACUACAAUCCAACUCCUUGGUGUUUCCAUCAACUGGAAAAUCAGUGGCUAGUUCUUGUUAUGUCACCUUCAAAAGGACUAAUUUACAAGCCUUAUUCAGGGCCUAGUGCACCAACUAGUGGUUUCUUGGCUCCCGUUUAUGCAAGUUGUACACCUCUCGGUUUACCUCCUUUAGCAGGAAACUUCAUGAACACUGUUUAUGGUGUUGCAGCAUUUCAUGGGUCACCAAGUUUGGGUGUUCGUGCUUCGGCAAUUACAACCAAUUACUUUCCAACUUAUGGUCCUCCCAACAUGAAUCCAACAAUCUCGACCUCCCCAGUCGAACAGGUUAGCAAUUUGGCUUGUUCUCGACCCAAUGGACAAAUUGAUUAGAACUCCAGGAGCUCAUGCAACAUCUCCCGUUCGAGGAGUGAAGCAAUCAGUGGCCAUCUUCGGAUGUUCCAAGCAUCAAAAGACACCGAGCUACAAGGAAGCUCAGCAAGCAGCCCUUGUGAGAAGGCACAAGCAGAGGCAAGAGAUGUAUUGCCCCUCUUCCCGAUGGCUCCAGCCAAAGAGAACCUUGCUCCAUCACAAUUAAGCAGUAGGGAUAAUCGAACUCGUUCCAUUAAGGUGGUGCCUCGCAACGCGAGGUCUGCGACGCAAUCAACGGCAAGGAUUUUCCAGUCAAGACAAGAAGAGCAGCAGCAACAUGGCUCAUGAUUGUGUUUGUAGAGACACAUGUUCCUGAUCGUUGAUGCCUCUCUCAAAGGGCUCAAUGGAAGUGACAUCGAUGCAUGAGACUGUUGCAACCUUGUCUCUGGCAUCAGAAGUGUCUUGCCUCUCUUCUAGUUACCUGUAAAUAUGAUAACAUAACCAAGGAGCCCUAGUGCUCACUAUUUUUGUAGCUUGUUUCAGCAUAUACAGCUCAUUACUCUACUUCUCUCUCUAUAUUUUCUGCCGACCAGAUUUGUGUAUGUUGAUGUCCUAGGCAAUUUCUCUCACUAUGAGAUUUUGUUUAUGAAUGUAAUAAUAAGUUUUACUAUGUUUCUUUC
Molecule: messenger RNA, 2235 nt
Organism: Musa acuminata subsp. malaccensis (wild Malaysian banana)
Lineage: Eukaryota; Viridiplantae; Streptophyta; Magnoliopsida; Zingiberales; Musaceae
Source: RefSeq, a predicted model, not a curated record